AUGGCCGAGCGGUACGAAUUCUGGCAAAGAACGUAUGUUGGCUCACGGUCUUACAUAAUGCCAUGGAUAGCUUGUUUUUUUCUUGCGCGCAAUAGGUUGCGGGGUCGAAUCGACUUUUUGUUUUGUUUUGAGCCACAGGAAUUUACUGUUAUUUUUGUCAUUUUCUAUCUAACCAUUUUCUUGGGUCAAUUAUUCAAGCUCUUCAUGCAUGUCAGUAAGCUUGUCGUGGUGGGGAGAGGCACAGCACAGCACACAUCAUCACACCGGACUUGUACUAUUGACUCCUAUUGCCUGGGUGACAUGACUUUGGGGUUACACGACAUGGGAGACCUACCCCAUCGUCGUCGUCGUCGUUGUCAUCGUAUCGUUUGA
Molecule: messenger RNA, 372 nt
Organism: Colletotrichum lupini
Lineage: Eukaryota; Fungi; Ascomycota; Sordariomycetes; Glomerellales; Glomerellaceae
Exons: 1
Coding region: 1-372 (123 amino acids)
Source: RefSeq, a predicted model, not a curated record